CUUUUCCUAUUUACAAAUUUUCAUUGGGCAUUUUAGAUUUCUCCUCUUGUGGGGUUUUGACCCAAAGUUUCAAUCUUUUUCAAUUUGGUGGGAAAAAACCCACAAAAAUUUCAAGAUUCAAAUUCGGAGUUUAACGGGUAAUCGUUCUUUUACCCUAUUUACUUUCAUUUAAAUUUGAAUUUUGUUUUAGGCCAGAAAUUCUGGUACUGAAUCUAGGGUUUGAAUCUGGCGUGUUGAAUGUGAAGAUUGGUUCUUGAUAAUUAACAACGUCCCUUUAGUUGAGGGAUCCUUAGGAUUCAACUUCAGGCAUCUGUACUCUUAUUCAGCUGGUCAUUGGGUGUUAUUACUGAUUGUCAUGUCCUAGUGACAGUGUGGAUCAAUAACCAGGUGAACAUUGAAGAGCCAUAUCACUGUGAGACUAUGGAGUGCAAUAGAGACGAGGCACUUAGGGCAAUGACUAUUGCUGAGGGAAAAUUUGAAAAUAAGGAUUUUACUGGUGCUAAAAAAAUUGCCUUGAAAGCACAAAUUUUAUAUCCAGGACUUGAAAGCAUUUCUCAAAUCUUGACAACAUGUGACGUGUACAUUUCUGCAGAGAAUAAAGUAAAUGGGGAAGUAGACUGGUAUGGAAUACUUGGUCUAAAUCCCUCUGCAGAUGAUGAAACAAUAAAGAAGCAAUACAGGAAGUUGGCUCUUCUGCUUCACCCUGAUAAAAACAAAUCUGUCGGUGCUGAGGGUGCAUUUAAGUUUCUUUCAGAGGCCUGGAGCUUGUUAUCUGAUAAAGCCAAGAGGUUGGCUUAUAACCAGAGGAGGAGUAUUAAUGGGUUUCAACAGAAAGUUCCAAUACAUGCUAGUCAUCCAGCAGCACCACCUAGAACAAAUGGAUAUCAUAAUUCUGCAAGUAGGGCAACUGCUCGAAAGAACCAGAACAAUAGGGCAAGGGUGGUCCCCACAUCAGUUCCUACUCCAUCCCAUCAAAGAACUGAUACUUUCUGGACCAUGUGUCGUAAAUGCAAGAUGCAUUAUGAGUAUGUUAAGAUGUAUCUUAAUCACACUCUUCUUUGUCCCGCUUGCAACAAUCCCUUUAAGGCUUCAGAGACAUCUUCACCAUUCGGCUUUUCCAAAUCCUCAAAUUUAGCUUCUCGACACCGGCAUCAGAAUUCGAGUAGUCAUGCAAAUAAUCAAAAUCAUUCUGCUCGGGGAAGAAAUUUUGCAGGUGCUCAGAAAGCAGGACCUGGAUACACUGGUUCGAAUUCUUCGAGAUAUGCAAAUAUCCUGCAGAAUUCGGUUCCUGGAAAUGCGACAAAGGCAACAAAUGGUGUUCAGCAGGCACAGGAGAAAAUGAAGAGAGCAUUUACUGAAUCACACGUCACUGGUGGGUUGGAGGGAGAGUGUAGAAAGAGAAAAAUAGAUGAUAGAUAUCUAAAUGGAGUGAACUAUUACGAAACCCAGGGCGCAGGUGGGUUCGGAAGUGCAAGUUCAUCGGGGUCAAGGAUCUAUUGUUCUGGCAGCAACAGUCAGCUAAACAGCAGUAGAGAGCUGCCAUGGCUAGAAAUUCGAAAAAUGCUCAUGGGAAAAGCUCAAGAGGAAAUUGUGAAGAGGUUAAAUGAAUGGAGAUCAGAGCCCACAGCUAAAGCUGGAGAUAAAGUAAAAGAUAAGCGAAAAGAGUACCAAAGACAGAAACACGAUAGCACAGUUGAUAUUGGUGGACAUGAUCAUAAUGGGAACCGUGUGCUUUCUGCUACUAAUAUAAGAGAACAAGCACAAACAGGUUUUGUUAUCUCUGCUACUGAUAAUUCAGAUGAAGAGGAUCCUGCAGCAGCAUCAAUGAAUGUUCCAGAUCCCGACUUUCAUGAUUUCGACCAGGAUAGAAAUGAAAGUUCUUUUGGAGAUAAUGAGGUUUGGGCUUCUUAUGAUAAUGAUGAUGGCAUGCCUCGUUUCUAUGCUCUUAUUAACAAGGUGAUUUCAAGGAAUCCAUUUAAGCUGAGGAUCAGCUGGCUUAAUUCAAAAACUAACAGUGAAUUUGGUACUGUAGGGUGGGUAGGCUCAGGUUUCUAUAAAACAUGUGGGGAGUUUAGGGUUGGAAAAUACGAAAUGUGCAAAUCUAUUAAUUCUUUUUCUCAGAAGGUUAAUUGGUCAAAAGGCCCACAUGGGACUCUUCAAAUAUUUCCCAAAAAGGAUGAUGUUUGGGCAUUAUAUAAAAAUUGGUCGCCCGAUUGGAAUGAGCAUACCCCUGAUGCAGUUGUCCACAAGUAUGACAUGGUGAUGGUGCUUGAUGACUACAAUGAGGAACGUGGUGUCUCUGUUGCUCCUCUAAUUAAGGAAGUUGGUUUUAAGACUGUAUUUCGGCCAAAUUUGGAAUUGGAAAAGGUUAAGAGGAUACCUAAAGGAGAAAUGUUUCGAUUUUCUCAUCUGGUCCCUCGCCACUUGCUUUCAGGCCAAGAAGCUCAGAAUGCUCCAAAGGGUUUUUUGGAGCUGGAUCCAGCAGCUACCCCACUGGAACUUCUUCAAGUUUUAAUGGAAACUAACGAGUGACCAAUGAAGCUGGAGAGAGAUGUUAAGGGCGACCUAUUGGAUGGACGAGAUAUGCAGGUUUUUGGAUGUGCACCAGUGUUUUGAGGCUUUUUGAUUUCGCAAAUGACGAGCCUGACUGCAAUUGAAGGAUAUUGAAACUUUUUGUUUAGUACGUUGCAUUUGGUGGAUAUGUUUAUUCUCGGCUUGUAAUGUUUUGCAGGUUAACUAUCCCAAUCAAGGUUCAAUUUUGACUGUCAAAUUGAAAUAUAGUUGGAAAAGAAGAAAGAAGAUGCAUAGAUGUAAUUCCUCUAUAUCCAAAGAGAAUACGGUGUAUAUUUUUCUAUUCUGUUGUGAAAGGCAAGGGAUUUUUUAUUUUUUGUUC
Messenger RNA from Olea europaea var. sylvestris, 2893 nucleotides. RefSeq lists its product as uncharacterized. The transcript is spliced from 2 exons. The record is from RefSeq and is a predicted model, not a curated record. The coding region runs from base 421 to 2532 and encodes 703 amino acids. Lineage: Eukaryota; Viridiplantae; Streptophyta; Magnoliopsida; Lamiales; Oleaceae.